UCUCUCUCUCUCUUCCCUCUCUCGCUCUGCCGCUCACUCUCACACCCCUCUCGCGACAUUGAUGAAGGAUGUCGGAGAUUUCAAAGGGGGGAAAUUGAAAUUAGGGUUCCAAUUUUUUGGGGGGGCUUUGGAAGAUUUAAACUUUUGCUUGCUAGGUCGUCUUUCCCACUACGUCGGAAACUUUUGAUGCGCGUGGAGCCAAACCAGCAAUCCACCUAGGGCUCCAACUCUUUUCUCUGAGAAAUUUUCCCGGGAAAAUUCUCUUCCCCCGGGUGGGUGGAGAGGAUGGACGGGAAACUGGAGGUGUCGCUCGAUAAGCUGCCCGUCAAGCGCUUGGAAUUCAUCGAGGAGAGCGGCGUCGAACGAUUCCCCGCCGAUGUCAGCUAUGAUGAAAAGAGGCUCUCCCUGAUUCGACGGAUCGAUUUUGCGUGGGCCUUGGAGAAGGAUGACAGUAAGAAGCAGAAGAAGAGUGCAAAGGAGAGCUCAACGCCGUGGCAAUGGCAGGGCAUGGUCGAGAAUUUGCAGCUGGCUCAGCAAGAGCUGUCUGUCAUCCUUGAUCUCAUCAACACUGUAGAAGCAAAUGAUGCUGUCACGGUUGCUAGCAUCACCAGGCCAAAGCCAUUGUCAAAUGAAGUUUUGUCUGACCUAGCUGUAUCUGCAGCAACAAAGCUACAAUGCUUCCGGCAUCUUGGUAAAUAUUUCAAGCAGUCUGCCAAAGCUUUGGAGCAACAAGUUGCUAAAGAGGCUAGGUUCUACGGGGCUCUCAUCAGAUUGCAGCAAAACUGGAAAGUUAAAAGGCAGCGCGUGGCAGCUUCUACUCCUGGUGCUGAAAGCUUCACCAUCGAUUUGUUUGACAAUUCAGUUACUGAUCCAACGACUGUUAUCCGCCCAUCCUCUCUCUCUCCUUUAUGUGUUGAUCAUGACUCGGCCGGUAUGUUGGCCAUAAAUGUACCUCCAAAAUCCUGUCACACUCUGUGUUUUGAUUUUAUUGGUGCCCAUUCGAGUAAAAGCUCAUGGGAUUCCAGUGAAGCCCAAACUGCGCAUCUUGAAAGGGAAGGUGAUGGUGAUCCAGUGGAUGAUGAUGAAAGUGUUAAGAAAACUCACUCCACUCUUCGUAAGUUUCACCGGGCAAUAUUUGACGAACAGGUGUUUGAUUUAGUCAAUCGUGAAGCAUUCAAUCCAUCUUUGGGAGUCAACGUGACAGGAAUAGAAGAAAAUUAUUUACAGCUCAGCUUAGGUCAGGGAACAUCGGUCUGCAUAUCACUUGUACCAGCCAUAGAAGAUCAAUCUGUUGAAACUGGAGGGACGCAGAAGAUAAAAACAGCACCUUUAUCCUUGGAUUCUCUCGAGGGAAUUAGGUCAGCUGAAAAAGUUGGCGGCCUUGUAAAAAAGAAGAUUCCUAAUCGUGCCAGUUAUGAGAUUUAUCUUCAACAGAUUUUCCAUGAGCAUGUCUUCGUGAGAUCAAAGGAUAAGCCAAUUUUUGCUGUUCCUAGAGUGUCUGGUCAAUCAGUGAAAGAUGGUUCAGGUCUUCUUGGUCAUUUCUGCAUGUCUCUGGCCCACAGGAUUUUCUCUAACAUGGUUCUGAUGGAGCUGGAGAAUGUGGUUUGUCGGGUUCCAUAUCUUCACUUGAUGUCUCAACCUUCUUGGCAUUCUCGGACAUCUUCAUGGACGCUUUAUAUGAAGGUUCCUGAGUCAAUUCUUCAUGCAGGCUGCCAAAAGGAUGUUAAUCAGCCAAAACACAUUAAAACUCAGUUUAGGACCAAAAUAGUGGUGACUGAUGAUUGCAUAAAAGUAGAAGGGGAAGGUUCUCCCAAUGUCGUUGGGCUGUUCAAAGGGACUGCCGAGGACAUUUCUUCUAUAAACAGAUAUGAUUGUGACUUAGCAGAUCUUCCAGUGAUUAUUUUGCAGCAGGUUGCGAGCCAAGUUAUCCGAUGGCUUCACGAGGAGGCUCUUAUGGUAGGAAUAAAGGCAACAAGAGACUUUUUGUGCUUAUCUUUUGAGCUGGAACAGGGGGAGAUGCUCAGUCUUUUCGCUCAAGUGGACCCGGAAGAUACCUAUGGAUGUAUAUUCUGGUGGUUGGUCGUGGAUGAUGGUUUCUCAGAUGAGCGGAAACUUCAGAUGGACUACUCUGAUAAUGCAAAUGAAAUUAGGAAGUUCUUGGGUCAUUUAUCGCUGGACGUGUUGUAUUCUACCCUCAUGGACUUGGUCACCUUGUGCAAUGGUGGUACAAACCAUUGACCGUCUAUGUCCAUCGGCUAACUUAGGUUCCUGCAUAAUGGAUAAAGCAGCUGGCGGCUCUUUCGCUUGUUGUGCGAAGAAAUCACGGGGCUGGUCAAAUGUUUGUCCUGUUCAACAAAUGUGACAGAUUUGGGGUCGGGGAUAAGAUUGCUGUUAAACAAGAGAAGUUCCAUGCCGCACCAGCCUUCUGAAACAACUUGCAUAGGACAAGGAUGGGAAUCCAUGGAUUUCCUAUGAAGACCAUGAUUCUUUGGCUCAAUAACGGGAUAUGAGGUUCUUUGCUGAUUUACGCAUGAAUUCGAUAUGAGAAAUAGGGAGUAGUUCUUGCUUUUGCCCUCUUUUGGGAAACUUUACUGUGUAAGCUAUCGUGUAUCCGGAACUGGCUUUUGCUGUAGAUGUGGAUGAUUUGAGGAAGUUGAUGAGUUUUAUCGCCCGGUUACGCCAUCACCGUCAGACAUUGAAGCGCAUGAAUUGACAGAUUACGAUAUUUCGUUUCCUCGUA
This is a messenger RNA of Syzygium oleosum, 2740 nucleotides long. RefSeq names its product mediator of RNA polymerase II transcription subunit 17. Gene Ontology annotation, cellular component: mediator complex; core mediator complex. Lineage: Eukaryota; Viridiplantae; Streptophyta; Magnoliopsida; Myrtales; Myrtaceae. Gene Ontology annotation, biological process: regulation of transcription by RNA polymerase II. The record is from RefSeq and is a predicted model, not a curated record. Bases 286 to 2238 code for a protein of 650 amino acids. The transcript has 9 exons. Gene Ontology annotation, molecular function: transcription coregulator activity.